This is a messenger RNA of Rotaria socialis, 1692 nucleotides long. The record is from the annotation of a GenBank genome assembly. Lineage: Eukaryota; Metazoa; Rotifera; Eurotatoria; Philodinida; Philodinidae.
AUGCGAUCAUUAAUCAAUCGAUUAGCCUUUACUAAAAUGCGCCGUUUACCUGAAUUCUUAAUAUUAUCUUUCUUUUUAAUUGCUAUUUUCACCAUUAGCUUGAAAUGGCCAUCAUCAUCACCAUCGAAAUCAAGAAUAACUGAUAAUAAUAAUAAUAAUAAUAAAUAUCCAAAUAUUAAACUGAAUAAUAUAUUUACCAAUCCAUUUUUGCUAAAAGAUAAAUUUUUUUAUCGAGGCAAUGAUAGAAUGAUAGAGAAGGAAAUUAUUCCUGGCCUACCUGAUUUAGACAAAUAUAUACAUCUUGACUUGAAAGGUGCACCACCAAAAGCAAAUAAAUUUUAUGAACCAUUUUUUAAUUUUAUUGAUAAAAUACAAAUGGGUGUGAAAGGUAUUGUAAUUGAAUAUGAAGAUAUGUUACCGUUAAAUGGUAGAUUUGCUAACGCUACCAAUCGACUUGCUUAUAAAAAAUCUGAUAUUGAAUUGAUACAAACAGCAGCUAAAAAUCAUCAACUUAAAGUUAUUCCUUUGAUACAAACAUUUGGUCAUCUUGAAUGGUUACUUAAAUUACAAGAAUUUGAAUUGUAUCGUGAUGAUAUUGCAUUGCCUAUGGCUAUAUCACCAUGUAUUGAUUCAACAUACGUGUUACUUGAAGAUCUGCUACAACAAACUCUUGAUAUGCAUCCCGAUAGUGACACGAUUCAUAUUGGUUGUGAUGAAGUUAUAUUAACAAAUUCUCAUCCGCAAUGCCAACAAGCAUGGGCUGAUGUACCCGAACGAUAUAUUACCCAUGUCAAAAGAGUCGUUGGCAUUGUUCGAAAAAUUCGACCACAAAUACGAAUACUUAUAUGGGAUGAUCUUAUUCGUAGUGAUCAAUUUAUUUACAGUGAAAAAUUGUUAAACCAAUUAAAAGGUCUUGUUGAGCCCGUCGCUUGGCAUUAUCGUACAAAAUUUGAAGACUCUUAUAUAUUUUCACCUGCUUGGGAUAUCUACUCAAGAUUAUUUACUAAUACAUGGACAGCAAGUGCAUUUAAAGGUGGCCUCAAUCGUUAUUCUAUGCAAACAAAUGCAACACAUCAUACAUUAAAUAAUUAUGCAUGGUUAAGCUUGAUGAAUUCAUUUUCAAAUCAAAAAAAUAAAUCGAUUUAUGGUAUUAUAUUAACUGGUUGGUCACGUUUUGAUCAUUUUAUGCCAUUGUGUGAUUUAUUACCAACAGCUUAUGUUUCUCUUAUCAGUAGUUUACAUGUAAUUAAUACAGGCAAAUUUAUUCUAAAUGAUUAUACAAAUGAUUGUUAUGAAUUAAUGAAUUCAAUUGGAAAAGAUUCACGAUUAUGUCAAUCAUUACCAGGUUUUUCCAUUUGGUCAGGUAUUUCAUCGUUAUCAUUAUCGUUAUCACAAAUUGAAGAUCGUUUAACAUUUCUACAUACUGUAGCACCACCGUAUAAUCGAAAACAUUUAUUCGUACGUCGUUAUGAACUUGAUACACGUUUAAAUGAAUUAGAAAUGUUAAAAAAUGAUUUAUUAUCAAUUAUACAAUUAUUAAAUAAUAAUUUAAGUGAUCUUUAUUCAUUAGAUGUUAUCGAUGAAUGGUUUGACCUCUAUUUAUCGCCUAUAUUAGGACGCAUUAAUACCACUCUGAUUGAGUUUUCACCUGUACGUAAUCAAAAAACAUGGCCACGACGUCCGUUGAUCUAG